Messenger RNA from Labrus mixtus (cuckoo wrasse), 1848 nucleotides. It is a transcript of the gene bnipl, whose product is annotated as BCL2 interacting protein like. Gene Ontology annotation, cellular component: cytoplasm. Lineage: Eukaryota; Metazoa; Chordata; Actinopteri; Labriformes; Labridae. The record is from RefSeq and is a predicted model, not a curated record. Bases 318 to 1391 code for a protein of 357 amino acids. Gene Ontology annotation, biological process: apoptotic process. The transcript has 10 exons.
CUGACACCUCCUGCUUUAGACAUCCUGACAGCUGAUUGGUUGAUGUUAAUGAAGUCACAGUGAAGCUCACCUGCUGCCUCACCUGUCUGCACAGAGCAGGGGCCAGCAGCCAAUCAGACAGCAGCUCUGCUCUGAAAUGCAACUGAACCUGUCGGGCAGAGAGAGAGAGGGCGAGUCUCAUUGAAUGAGAGUGGGAACUCCCACAGAGAGAGGGAGGGAGAGAGAGAGAGAGAGGAAGGAGAAAGACUCAGAGAGCGAGCGACGUCCAGCUGUCCACACCUGCUGGUCAGAACACGCCGUGACAUCACUGUGACAUCAUGAGCUCCUCCACUGGACACACAGACAACAGGGCUCCUGUGGGGGCCUCAGACCUCUCCAACAUCCAGGACCUGGAGCUGAGGGAGGAGUGGCAGGAUGAUGGCUUCCCAAGGCCUCUCCCAGAGGAUUGUGGGAGUCCGGGGGGGUCAGAGAGUCCGACAGGCGGCGAGCAGCCAGCCCCACCCACCAGCCUGGCACUAUCAGGAGGCGGGGCUAAGAAGCGUCUGGUGGCCCCGUCGCUCAGCCUCAAUCUGAGCCGCAAAGACUCUCACCCGAGCAACGACGGCUUCUCUGCCGCCGCACUGUCAGCCACGCCAGACGAGAUACUGUCUCUCAACAUCGACCUGGAGGCUCUGGAGACGCCUUCAGGCAGUGAGACGGGAACACUGCCAGACAGCUCGCACGAGCUGGAGUGGGAGGAUGACCUCCCUCGGAUGGCGAGGGCGGGAACUGGGGGUGGGGCCACAGCGUUGGCGAGGAGCCCCAUGGAGCACUCAGAGGGUCUGAUGGAGCUGGACCAGGUGGACAGCAGGGGGCGCCGCUGGAGGAAGUUCUGCAUCUCAGGACAAGAAUUCCACGUCAACAUGAGCGUGUUGGAGCCAUACCUGCAGGUCCUGUCACACGGAGGUUACUAUGGAGACGAGAUGAAUGCCAUCAUCCUGUUCACCUCAUGCUACCUGCCAGAGAACACCAUAGAGGACUAUGAGUACGUCAUGGACAACCUGUUCAGGUACAUAGUAGGAACUUUAGACCUGAUGGUCUCUGAGAACUACCUGUUGGUCUACCUAUGUGCGAUGGCUCCCAGAAACAAGCUACCGGCCAUGAGAUGGCUCAAUCAGUGCUACACCUCCAUCGACAGGAGGCUGAAGAAAGACCUGAAGGGGCUGCUGGUGGUCCAUCCUGCCUGGUACAUCAAAGCUCUGAUCACUUUGGUCAAACCCUUCAUCAGUGAGAAGUUCGGCAGGAAGAUCCGCUUCAUCCAGAGUCUGCACGACCUGUCAGAGUUCAUCCCUACGGACAGACUGCAGAUCCCCGAGGCUAUACGCCAGUUUGAUCAGAAGUUGAACAGAUGACGAUCACAGACUGUCAGAGGUCAGCAGACUGGAUGGAUCCUAAAGGUCAAAGGUCAUAGGGAGCUCCUGGGCCUGAUGACCUUUGACCACGGGGCUGUACAGAGGGAUUUAUUUAUACUGUCUCUUUAAAGGGGGGGGGGGUCAGUCUCACCUCCACAAACUGUUUGAGUCUUCAACCUGUUGGACGCUGAUUGGCUCCGCCCCUCACUGAGUCAUCAGGUGGAGGUGAGGCGAGGUGUGAGGCUGCAGGAGAACAUUGUUCUCCAUGAUUCAUGUAAAUAAGAUUUGAUUCAAGGUGUCUGGGGUUGUUGUUGUUUGUCUUUUAUAUUUAUUUGUUUGUUUACUCUCGUUUAAUCUCGUGUGUGGUCACAGCACACUCUGCUGGAGAUUACAGGAACUGCAGCUCAAAGAACAAAGUUUAACUUGAUGCACUACCAAUAAACGCCUUUCAAAUCUG